UCAAUAAUGGCAUCUACCGUGGAUAAAAAACGUGGUGCGAAAAAGGUGAAGAAAACAAGCAAAAUGAAGAGGAAAAAGGGUAGUAAUUUUGACAAGCUUACUCUUGAUGACAUCAAAUAUAUUGACGGAAACGAAGCUGAUCUGAAGUUGAUUGGUGACAUCACUGGGUCAGAUGAUGAAGAAAUUGGGUCUGAGGUAAACAAGGAGUUUGAUGUUGAUCCUAAUGAGCUGCAAGAUUACAUUGGCAGUUUGGGCUUCAAGAAUGUGCCAUCAGAUAAACCACCACGCGACUUGGCAAAAGUUAACAGCAAUAUCUCAAAGGUACGAAAGAUCACACCUCAGGAAAGCAAACCCAUUCAAGUAAUCGCCAAACGAGACAAGAAAAAGAAACUUACCAAAAAGGGAAAACAAGAUGCCAUGGUUAACCAAGAGCAGACUGUGAAAUCGAGUACAUCUCCCAAGAAAGAAAUGUCUCCUAAAGAACCUGCCUCAGGAUUGUCCAAAGUAACAAAAGAAAUGAAGAAGACCAACAAGACAGGAGCCGGAGGAGCAGUGGAAGGAGCAGCUAAAAAGAAAGAAAAACUCUCUUCGGGUAAAUCAGACGUCUUACAGCAUGCGGAGGUGUCAAGCACAUCAACGGGAAUGCAAAACAUCAGGAAGGAAAGAGUUUCAUCAGAAGAACUAUUGAAAGAUUACGUGCCAAGGAAAAGCCUGCUCUUUGAGACCGAUGGGUUAUGCUUCUAUCGAGAGUUCCAGUCAGAUCCAACAAAGUUUGAACUUUCUGAUGACAUCACCGUUGCUGCUUACAAGGGAUUGGCCGGCAGGCUUUAUUCAAAUGAAAUUCAAAUCUACCUUUCAGGAAAGCAGGGUGACGUCAGCUCAAAAGCACAGUGGAUGCGAACCGUUGUCAGCACCGGUGUCCUCGCCGAUAAGAUCGCUGCCCUGACACUACAGGUCCAGACUGCACCUCUUCACACGCCCUCGGCAUUCGACUCCCUCAUGACGAUGGUCAAGAAGAAAGGAAGGAGAGAAACGCUGGUCGCCAUGGAUGCGCUAAGACAGCUCUACCUCCAGGAGAUGCUCCCCGAGAAACGCAAACUCAGAAAAUUCUCAGAGCAUCCAUUCAUGCUGUUGAACCAUCUGAGCAAAGGCAGACGAGAUGACCUGAACAGAAGGCUUGUCCUGUGGUAUUACGAAGAUCAACUCAAACAAAAAUUCCAGGAAUUUGUAGUAACACUGGAGCGGCUGUCCCAUGACACCAUCCCUGCUGUAAAACAGAAAGCAAUGAGCACUGCCCAUGAGCUACUGAUACACAAACCUGAACAAGAGAAGAUCCUUCUGACGUUGGUUGUGAACAAGAUUGGUGAUCCAGAUUAUAAGGUGGCAGCAAGAGCCGUCCACCUCUUGCAAAGUUUAGUGGAGAUUCAUACCAACAUGAAAGGAGUAGUCGUCACUGAAGUGGAGUCCUUAUUGUAUCGUGCUAACGUCAGCCCAAAAGCACAAUACUAUGCUGUUUGUUUUCUGAAUCAGCUUAUCUUAAGCCACGACGAGCCGGACUUAGCCACCAAGCUGAUCAUUGUCUACUUUUCCUUCUUCAAGGCUUGCAUGAAAAAGAAGGACAGCGAUCAGAAGAUGUUGAGUGCUGUACUAACGGGAGUCAACAGAGCCUACCCUUACUCCAACGCUGGGGAUGAUCGGGUUGACGAGCAGACAGACGCGUUAUUCAAAGUGGUUCAUAUUUCAGCCUUCAACACGGCCAUUCAGGCUCUACUGCUUCUCAAACAAGUUCUGGACUCUAGGCAUUCCAUCACUGACCGUUUCUACUCGGCGCUGUACAGCAAAAUUCUUGACCGUAGUGUUGAACACUCAACCAGGCAGGCCAUGUUCCUCAAUCUCAUCUACCAGUCACUCAGAGCAGAUAACUCAAUAGGCAGAGUCAAGGCUUUUGUGAAGAGACUUUUGCAGACAUCGUCAACCCAGCAGCCUCCAUUUGCCUGCGGGGCACUGUUCCUUGUUUCUGAGAUCAUGGCCACGAAGCCUGCAUUGUUGAAUACUGCCAUGGAAGCAAUUGAUUCUGACAAUGAAGAACACUUUGUUGACGUUGAUGAGGAUAGCAAAAAGACAAGACAAGUCAAUGAACCGAUAAGGAGCGAGAAAGGAGAGGUAACCUCUGAGGCUGUAUCAUCCUGGGUCCAUCACAAACUCUUUAAGAAAGAGAAAAAGACCCAAUAUGAUCCAGGCAACAGGAAUCCUCAAUACUGCGGUGCAGAGGGGAGCAUCUUCUGGGAACUCAACAAACUCCAGAAUCACUAUCACCCUUCGGUAGCCCUCUUUGCAAAGACCCUACGUGAUGGUUUGAAGGUACACUACAUGGGCAACCCGCUGCAUGAUUUCACGCUGAUGAAAUUCCUGGACCGCUUUGUCUACAGAAACCCAAAGAAGCAAGCAGAAAAUGUGAGAGUAUCAGUAAUGGAGCCCAAGGGGAAAGCCUACAACCCAUCAGCGAUCAGACUCCUACCGGUCAACACAAAGGAUUACCUUAAAACAUCACAGGAGAAAAUACCCAUUGAUGAGAUGUUCUUCCACAAGUAUUUCACGUCAAGACAGAAAGGACCUCAACAUCCUGUCACAGAGCAAGAAAAAGGAAAAAUCAAAAAAGCUCCUGAAGCUGAUGACGCAGAGGACGAUGACCUUGAGUUUGAUAGCGAUGCAUCAAGUAUUGAUGAUGACGAAUUCGACCAAAUUAUUGGUGGUAUGGAUUUUGAACAAGAAGUAGAAGAAGAUGAUGAUGACAUGGACUUUGCUGGGGAAGUGAGUCGGAAAAAUAAGGACAAAAAGAAGAAGAGCAAAUCCCAAGAGGAGGAAUCCAGUGACGAUGAAGAUGACUUUGGUAAUGACAGUGACAUGGAGGAGGGAGGAUCCGAUGUGGACGACGAUGCAGAUGAUGAUGGUUUCAAGAUGGUCAAUGAUGAGUUUGACGAGGAGGGAUUCGAUGCUUCUGAUGAGGAGUUUGAAGAGCAAACCUCGUCCAAAGCAGCCAAGCUUAAGAAGAGCAAGAAACGUACAGUAAAUGAGGAAUCGGAUUCUGAUCAGGAUGUGGACUUCCUUGGAGCCAUGGGAACGGGCAAGAGAAAAGUAGGAAAGGCAGCGAGGAGAGGAGGUAAAAAGAGGAAGACUGAUGGAGGUGGAGAUAGCCAAGGAUUACAAGCUACUGCAGAAGAGUUUUCAUCAUUGAUGGAUGAACAUGUUGGAGCCAAGUUUGAUAGUAUUGGCCUCAAUGCCAUGGCCAACAAAGAUAAUGCACAUGCCAAACAGCUGAAUUGGGAGGUGAAACGAGACCAGUGGGUCCAGGGUAGAGACCCGAAGACCAUGAUGGCCAAGAAACGUGGCAAGGGCAAACCAUUUAAGAAAGGGCAGCAGAAGGGACAACCUAAGACGGGUGGAGCCAAGAGUGGGGCUUAUCAAGCCAAAGGAGGAAACGCUAAGGGAAAGAGGAGAAAGUGAAUGGAUCAUGGAUGAAAUAAAUAACUCUUAUUAAAAUUCACUCUCCAACUGACUGACCAUUCGCUAGGUUCUGUGUUGUGGUGAUUUUUGCUUUUAUUUUGUAUUAUACAAUUUGGUAAAUUUAUCUCUACUGUACAGUACAAUAAGUUUGUGCAGAGGUAUAACUACCCCUUUGUUCUUUUGGUCAACUAACUUGACAAUGCUGCUGAGAAUUGGAGGGCUGUCUGCAAAAUCUGGGGUCAGUUUUAAGGUUCUGCUUACCGCAGAUUUUGCCGCUACUGAGUUAGCGCAAAAUGUAUGCGUUAGCUGUGUAAUUAAAAGCAUUAUGAAACAAAGAAGGUAAUAGUAGCACCUAAAGAGUUAGGGAUUGCAUACAAAACUGCAUAAGCUUUUGUUGCAACUACUACUUCAUCAGAUGCAAAGAUGAAGUAGUUGUUGCUACAAAAGCUUAUGCAUGUUUUUUUUUAAAUGUAA
This is a messenger RNA of Asterias rubens (European starfish), 3978 nucleotides long. Its product is annotated as CCAAT/enhancer-binding protein zeta-like. The transcript has 24 exons. The coding region runs from base 7 to 3504 and encodes 1165 amino acids. Gene Ontology annotation, cellular component: nucleus. Lineage: Eukaryota; Metazoa; Echinodermata; Asteroidea; Forcipulatida; Asteriidae. The record is from RefSeq and is a predicted model, not a curated record.